AUGGAUGCGAGCGUAAGUGGCGGGAGGGGGAAGCGCGGCGCGAAGAAGAAAGGCGGGAAGGAGAAAGUGAAGAAGGAGCUGAAAGGGGUGAUGAAGGCGGUGAUUCGCGAAGGAUCGGGAUCGCCAGUGGAGGAAGGGAAGCGAGAGGGGAAGAAGGCGGGUGGUGCGGAGGGAGUGGGGGAGGAGGGAGGGGAUGAGGAGAAGGAAGAGGAGGAUGGAGUCUGUGGGUAUGAGGAAGACGAACGGUUUAUCACGAAACAGGUGGGAACGGGCUCCUCUCCCCCCCUGCACCUCGCCCUGGGCUCAGCACGGCUCCCCCCAGCACUGGAUCUGGCCCUCUCCCACAUGCUCACAGGGGAAAAAGCAGUUGUCUUUGCCUCCUCCCUUCACACCAUCCCGCCUCCCCCCGACACCCCUCUUCCGCCACCUCCUCCUGCCACUGCCCCUCUUCCGGGUGCUGCCGAGCCUGAGGCUCGAACUGCCGAAGCUGAGGCGGGGAAUGCCGAGGCUGGGAGGCUCGGGCUGGCUGCUCCGGUUGUUGUGGUGCCGGCGCCGCCAGAGGGGGUGGUGGAUGUGCAGUAUCAUGUGCAGCUGGUGAAGAUUGUUCAGGUGGGGGCAGGGGGAGGGGUGAAACGAUGGUUCAGGGGGAGGGGUGAAACGAUGGUUAUGAUGGAUGAGUGCAUUCACACGUCAGCUGCGCCAGAGGGGGUGGUGUACUUGGAGUAUCAUAUGCAGCUGGUGAAGAUCGUGCAGGUGGGGAUGCUGUUAUGUUACGAUGUGGUUGUGAUGAUGUAG
This is a messenger RNA of Closterium sp. Yama58-4, 795 nucleotides long. The record is from the annotation of a GenBank genome assembly. Lineage: Eukaryota; Viridiplantae; Streptophyta; Zygnematophyceae; Desmidiales; Closteriaceae.